AUGCAUUUCAGUAAAGAAUUAUCCUUCAAGCUUGGGGAGGCGGAAAUAAGGCCAGUGGGAGUCGAAAUAAAAGGGCUUGGUGACAAGAAUGACGAAAGGGAUGGCACAACCAGCAACGACAUUCGUUCAACAAACAACAGUCAAGAAACUGCCGGACAAAUGUUAAGCCUCACAGGAAGCAGGUAUAAAAAUAUCAGGUAUAGAAAAUCUAUUUAUCGCAGGGGAAAUACUAAAAGAUCGGAGGUGACUUGUCUCGACCACGUUCAAGACGAACAAAAGACGUUGCUACCAUGUGACGCGACUGGUCCUGGUGUGUCGAAAAACAAGCAUGUGCGGAAAAGUUCAAGAAAUGGAAAACUUGAAGAAUGGGUUCGGACGCAUGAAAGAGCUAAAGGUAUAAUAAAGAUCGAAGGUGAAAGGAAGACCCUUGAAGCUAAAAAAUCAGAUGAAAACGAUCAUAUUUACAAAUGGCUAAACGGUCUUCGAGAGGAUGAUUCUAAUUACAGACCAAAUAAAUUCACCAAAAUAAUCGAUCAAUUUCAUUAUGUCAUUUCUCCUUCCGACAAUCGCAUUUGGUUGACUUUGACACACAACAACUUGUUCAGUGUUCAUAAUGUUUUGUUCUUGUUUCCAAUGUAUACAACCCCAUUUGAAAGUCUUACGCAUCUUGACAUUUCUCAUAACCGACUUUCUUGGAUACCCGCGCGAAUAGGACAACUCGUCAGCCUCAGAUAUCUCAACUUGUCUUAUAACCUCAUAGAGGAGCUUCCAUGCCAGAUAGCUAUAAAAAUGAGUGGAUUACAACAAUUGGAUGUUAGCAAUAAUCCUUUGGCCAAGCAAACGGGAACAGAAAAUCGUUUAGAGCUUUCCUACUCGACCAAUUCGGCCGUUCCCAAACUUUCUGAAUUGUGUUAUCGUGAAUAUUUGAACCGUCGUAAAGAGUUUUUGAAUUCGAAAUAUGUGACUAAACGAAAAUAUUUAACAGAAGCAGUUCGAUCAACUUUAUUACAGCCGAAUAAACGCGUGUGCUCUACCUGCGAUUGUUUGCACACGGAAUAUGCAGCGACGUUGCUCCAUUUUACAUGGGUUUGCUUAGUGCCAGAUGUACCCCUGAGGAUCGCGGGUAUACCUGUGUUCCUUGUCAUUUAUACCGUGCUUCCCAGUGCCAUUUUCACGGCGCGACAUAGAAGCCGAAAAGGUAACUGGUACAUUCCCCCUGAACCCACGGAUGAGUCUCCUUCAAUGCAGGCAAAAUUGCUCCUACUGAAUAGUUUGGCGGUGCUAUUUACCAUUAAAUACAUUGCGCAAUAUAUUUUUGGACACCCCAACCCGGAGAUCUUUGUCACAGGAGCUUUAUUGACAGUAGUUCUGAUAACUGUGGUGAUAUAUCACUUCGAGAACAUAGGAGUCGUUAAACCCGCAAUUCCCCUCUCAGUCCUGUGGGGAACAACAACGCUCACCACAUUGUAUUAUACAACUUCUACUCACGACAUCACCCACGAAAUAUACUUGAUUUCUAGUUUAUUAAUGUUCAUGUUGGAAUGGGCAUCACCACGUUCGUCGACUACACAGACUUCCUCUAAUCCCGUCUAUGUUCCUGUCAACGAUGAAGCCGAAGAAAUAUUGGAAAAUUAUUAUGUCCCGGGAAAAUACCUGCAUUUCCUUAGAAAGAAUAGAAGAAUGUUGAAAAAGGAAGCACGAGAAGAAUCUCAUUUCGGAAAAGAGCCCGUCCAAAGAAUUUCUGCUCGGAAAGCCCGUGCACCGAAUCCUGUGAACACCAAAGAGGAAAUACUCCACAUUAAUGGCGAAGAAAUUAAGACGUCUACGGUGACUCAAAAUUCUUCGCAGCUUAAUCUUUCGCGGCGACUAAACCGUGCGAUCAUCAAGUGUAAUGACCGUGUACCACAUGCCUUCCUAGGUUCUACUUUUAUGAGGAUUACCAAUAUUUUGGUAUCGCCGAAUUUAAAAGUUGCCCGGAUUUGGUGGAAGCCCGAAGGGCAGAAAGGGAUUAGUAAGGUACAAUCUCGUGCAUCACUAUUCGUCUUAAACGUGUUUGGCUGCAAGAUUCAUAAUGAUAUCUCAUUGGAUUCAAGACCGCCAAAAAUUAUCUUUACCCGGGAAGAUUCACAAUUGGAUGACAUAAAUAACAUUUUAGAUCAGAUCGAGAAUGAUUUUAAGAAACGGGAAGACAUGAGGCUUAAACAAGAAUCAUCCGACAACUUUUUUUUAGAAAAUGAAGGAUCGAAGUAA
Messenger RNA from Acaulospora colombiana, 2250 nucleotides. The record is from the annotation of a GenBank genome assembly. NCBI's taxonomy places the organism in Eukaryota, Fungi, Glomeromycota, Glomeromycetes, Diversisporales, Acaulosporaceae.